Messenger RNA from Colletotrichum truncatum, 891 nucleotides. Its product is annotated as HIT zinc finger. Gene Ontology annotation, biological process: chromatin remodeling. The record is from RefSeq and is a predicted model, not a curated record. Lineage: Eukaryota; Fungi; Ascomycota; Sordariomycetes; Glomerellales; Glomerellaceae. Gene Ontology annotation, molecular function: nucleosome binding. Gene Ontology annotation, cellular component: Swr1 complex.
AUGAACAACUUUGGCGUCUACGAACUCGCCAGCACAAAAACGACGUCUGCCCCGGGCUGGGCUUACGUCCCGGACACGGGCGUCAACCCGGCCGCCGCAGCCCUACAACCCACGAACCGCAAACGUGCCGCGCGAAACAAGGCGAACCCCUCCGCGUCGGACCUUACAGUCAGGCAAGAGGCCAAGAUCCGCAAGGAACUGGAAGUGCUAGACCGCGACUGCGGGAGGGACGCAUCGAUUCCCAUCCCUGCCAAGGGAUCAAGAAACCAAACCAAAAGCACACCCAACGUCCGCAAAAUCCUCCAGUCCCAAAAGACCUUCCACAACCACCUCGACGACUACCUCGCGCAGAUCUCCCACGCAGAGAACGCGCCCGCCCCUCACCCGAACCAGCACACCGCCAAACCCGCCAACAAGCCGCCGCACCCGAACCAGCACACCAAGCGCAACGCCGCGAAGCGCUCCAAGACGUCCACCCCGAAACCGGCGGAGCCAGAAGACGUGGAAAUGACCCCCGCGCCGUCCGUAGCUGGUGCUGGUGCUGCUGCCGCCACCGCCGAAGAGGAAAAGAACGCAGGUCCCGUGCUCGCGCCGUACGAGAAACCCCCGCCGCCAUCACACCCCGGCGACGACGAUCCGCUGUUGGUGUCCAAGGUGCCCGCAGCCCCGACGGACGAGGAGCUGCGGUGGUUGCUCGCGCAGCCGAUGCUGAGUUUCUGGGACGCGAGGGCGGAGUGGGACGACGAGGACACGCGGUACCCUGUCCGGUCGUUCUGCGAGGUCUGCGGGUAUUGGGGUCGGGUCAAGUGUAUGAAGUGCGGGACGAGGGUCUGCGCGCUGAAUUGUUUGGAGACGCAUCGUGAGGAAUGCGCUACGAGAUACGGUUAUUGA